AUGUCCUUGCCCUCCUUCCAGGUGCUGUACCCCCCUGUGCAGCCCCGCCCAGGGUCAGCCUGGCCCCAGCCGGUCACCAUCCUUGACCAUACGCAGUACUCACAGCAGCAGCAGCAACUCCACACAACCACCAACCUGCCAUACCUCGCAACAUCUACAGCACCGCCAGCAUCGGUCACAUGGACGGGGACAACCACAGGGCCACUGCCCCGCCCCCCACUCAGGUCACGCCCACUGUCAGCGGGGGCGUCAGCAGUGAGACGAGGACCGUGUGACAUGAGGUUCGCAGGCGUGACCGGGCCACCUGUUGGGGGUCCGUUGCCUAGGAGCACUUCCGGAGUGGGGUGGAUGGGGUCCACGCAGUCAUCCAUCAACACACAGAGGAUGCAGCAAGCGCCACCGACAACGCCACAGCAACCAUGCCCUGAUCUGCUACAAAUGAUGCAGGAGAAGGAACAAAAGAUUCUACACUUAACUGAAGAAAAUAGUAGAUUGCGUGUGGGUGAGUUUGAUGCCUACCGUAAAGAACAGCUGAUUCAGCAGCUGCAACAGGAGAAUGGCCAGCUGCAGAAACAGCUUCAUCAAGAGCCGUCCGUCAUAAUGGGCGGAGACACAGAUGUCUCGGCCAAGCUGCUGGUGCUAGAGGCGGAAGUUAAUGCCCGAAAGGAUGAGGUUGCAUCACUCAAGGAACAGCUUAAUAACAUGAAAAGCGAUUCGGGUGAUAGUACUUACCAUCUAAGACAAGAACUCAACGAGAAGGUGCGAGAACUGAACAAUGUUCGCAAUGAGUUGGAGAGGGUUAGGAAAGACAAAAACAUCACGUCGGGUUUAGUAACCCAGAUGCAGAGAGACAUGUCAAAUAAAAGAGUCUUUUGUCCAGAGGAGGAGGAGGAUUCGUCUAUCAGCAAGCUCACCCGAGAAAUUGAGACAUUGAAGAAGGAACUCCGAGACCGUGAUGUCCAAGUAACAACACUCAACAACAAGGUCACCAAGCUGAAGGACACGUCGACACCGGUCAGCCGUCCUGGUGAGGACAGAUCGGAUGUCCGAGAGAAGGAGCUGGUCUGCCUGCGACAGAAAUUCAAGGCCUCUGAGAACAAAGUGUCAGAACAACUCAACCUGAUUGGCUCUCUCAGAGAGGAGUUGGACAAGACAAAACAGAUGCUGUUUGAGUCGGAGGACGUCCAUCGCAAACUUCAAGGGGAGGUGGACGCUGCGAAGUCCCAGUUCCUGGACAUGCAGCGGACUGAGAGAGUUGUCCGAGUGGACAUGGAGCAGUCUUCCAAGAGGUUGGAGCGCUUCCGGAACCGGGUGAUACAGGUCACGUUCUCCACUCCUGGAAUCAAGGCGCCAGAAACUGAGAUCACAGACGAUGAGCUGAUCGAGACGAUGAAGAAACUUAUUGAUGAGCGCACGAGUCUGACCAAUAAGAUUAAAGAUCUCAAGGAGCAAGUUCGACUUGCUAAGAUUGGCACAAGUGAACUGAUCACCAAUGGUGACAAACUGAAGGAAAAAUUGAUGGCUUCAGUGAAUCGUCUGAGGACAGAUGGUCGCCUGUCAGUGAUGUUGCAGCAGGAGCUGACUGUGAUCCAGUCUCUGUCGACAGAAAAUGCACUGACGUGGGUCCGUGACUUGCUUGUCAGUAUCGUGAAGGACGAACAGGCGUGGGAGACAGAUGUCGAGGAGGCCCUGGAGAAGUGUGGCGUCAAUGUCAAACUCACGAAUGAUGCUCCAGGAUCACACAUCCAGAUGCUGUUCGCCAAGUGGGAGUCGGCCAUCACUGACCAGGAGCGGCUGGAGACACAGCUAGCGGAGAUGGAGGAGCGUCACAAGGAAGAACUGAAGGAGAAGUUGGACGCCCUCAAGGAAGAGAUGGACAACAGGCUAGUGGACGCUGUGGAGAAGGCGCGACUCGAGGAGGAAGAGAAAUUUAACCGUGCAAUUGAUAGUAUCACUGCCGUGGAAACUGAGAAAAGAGAAAUUGCUAUUGACGCAGAGAAGAAGAAAUCGGAAGAGUUAGAGGCCAGUCUAGAUUCAAUCAGACAGUCUUUGACCUCGAAGCAGGAGGAGGACAGGGACAAGCUGGAACAGGCCGCACAGGCGCUGGCGGAGAUGGUUUCGCUCAGGGCGCUGGAGUCCGAGCUGCGGGAACAGAUUGCCAAGCUGGAGCAGGAGAAGAGGGAGGAAGUUGCCAGGCUGGAGGAGGAGAAGCAGGAGGCGAGGAAGAAAGGGCACGAUGAGUCUGAGUCGUUUAAGGAACAAGUUAAACAGCACGCUGUCACCAUUUGUACAAUGGAGGAGAGGAUUGUGAAGCUCACCAAAAAGAAUAAGGAUUACCAAGAUGAGGUGGAGCAACUGAAGAAAGUCAUAACAGAAGUUGAAAACAAAAUCUCUCAGAAGCCAAGUCUCCCUCCAAAGCCUAAGGUUGUCAUCCAGAGAAACACAGAAGAACUAGCAGCUAUGGAACACCUCAUAACUGUUCUCAGGAGGGAAAACAGUGAUCUCAAGAAGCAGUUCACAGAAUCUCAGGACGUGAUCAUGGGUCUACGGCGCGAUCUGGCGGGAGCAGCAGCCCGUCUGUCGGACAUCACCGGGGAGCUCAGCGAGUCGCAGAAGCAGGAGAUGGAGCAUAAGAAGGAGCUGCUGGUGAAGAAGGAGAAGGACCUGACGGAGUCGCGGCAGCAGCUUGCCAAACUCUCGCAGAUUGUCGACAAACAGAAGGAGGAGAUUAGGAAGAUGGAAGAGGAGUUGAGCAAGGAGCAGUCCGUGUCGUCCAAGUUGCGGGCUGGGUUUGAAGAGAGGACGGAGAAACUGAAGCUUCUGGAGACCCGUCUGAGCGAGGAGAAGGAGGAACAGAAGAAGCAACUGGAACUCCUCGACCAGGAGGGUCGUAUCACAUCAGAGUUGUCUGCCCUUGGUUCCCAAUGCCGUGGAGAGAGACACGAGCAGGUCAUCACAAGACAGAGAGAGGCUCUGGCGGAACUCAGGCAAAGGGUCAAGGUCCUUGAGAGCGUGCGACCUCCAUUGCCAUCCCAGGACCAGGCUCUGCAGCAAGUGAUCUCACUUAAGAAGGAGCUGGCCGAGAUGAGGGUCAACCAGGCCAUAUCGGAGGACCGUGUUUUACAGAGCGUGACCUCACUGGACCGCGAGAUCGGCAAGGCUCGAGGUCUCAUCACACCGGCCAAUGUUGAGGCUGAUAUGGAGAGAAGUGCCCACAGGGAAACAAUGGAUGCCUUGGAGAGCAGUGAGACUACAUACAUGACAUUGCUGAGAGCCAUGGCUAGUUGUCUGGAGAUGGAGGCAAUAGAUGGACUCCGGCCGAUGGCACACAUCCCGAGGGAUGAGCGUGAACGUCUUACAAUGCAGCGGGAUUCAUCCUGUGGGAUCCUGGCACAGAAGAUAAACUCCUUGAAGGAGAAGACAGCUCGGAAAGACGAGCUCCUACAUGGUUACGAGCGAGACCUCGUCAAACUGAGGCAAGCUCAGGAAAUGGCUGCCACAAAGACCCAGCAAAUGCAGACAAUGCAGAAUGACAUUCGAAUGUCGUCGCAGGAAUCUGAACUACUACGCGAGUCUCUCAAUCGAGCACGAGACAAACUCAACCAAGAAAAACGACUCAAUACAGCUAUAAAACAGAAAAAGACAUUCCAUCUGGAGAAUGAGAGGGCCCAUCUCAUGCCCCGACCUGGUUCAGCACGCAAAAAAACGGACGAUCAUAAGACGCAGGUCCAAAAGCGUGCCCAGAAAGACCUCCUUCAUCGCAAGAACUAUGAGAUCUCCAUGUUAAAACAAGAACUGAACCAGAAGGAUAGAGACCUAAUGGACAAAGAUCGGCAGAUGUACUCUAUAGAAUCAAGCCUGGGAUUGGAGCGCCCGGUUGAAGUCACAGAUGCCGUCCACUGAUUGA
Molecule: messenger RNA, 3907 nt
Organism: Haliotis rubra (blacklip abalone)
Lineage: Eukaryota; Metazoa; Mollusca; Gastropoda; Lepetellida; Haliotidae
Product: forkhead-associated domain-containing protein 1-like
Exons: 25
Coding region: 1-3903 (1300 amino acids)
Source: RefSeq, a predicted model, not a curated record